This is a messenger RNA of Phalaenopsis equestris, 1556 nucleotides long. Its product is annotated as stomatin-like protein 2, mitochondrial. The transcript has 10 exons. Bases 119 to 1372 code for a protein of 417 amino acids. Gene Ontology annotation, cellular component: membrane. Lineage: Eukaryota; Viridiplantae; Streptophyta; Magnoliopsida; Asparagales; Orchidaceae. The record is from RefSeq and is a predicted model, not a curated record.
AGCGUAUACAGCGCCAGUACUCCCUUGAGUACGAACACCUCGUUAGGCCUCCGCUCCCGGUCAAGUUUUUGUGUGGCUUUUUCUUCAAGAACCCAGUCUCUCUGUCAGGAAACAAAAAAUGGCUCUAUCGAGAGCAAGACCUUGCGGUGUAGCCAUCGCCUCCUACCUCGCGCACCAUUCCGCCGCAUCCCUCCGCCGCCAAAACCCCAUCAACCCAAAUCCAUCACCUCUCCUCUUACUCCGCCACUUCCGCUCCGGCCGCUCCCGCGAUGAUUUCUCUGCAUCCCGCUAUGAGCAGGCAGUGCCGCCGACAAACUGGGGCCUCCGCAUUGUCCCCGAGAAGAAGGCAUACGUGGUGGAACGCUUCGGGAAGUAUCUUAAAACCCUAUCCUCUGGGAUCCAUUUACUUGUUCCCUUCGUCGAUAGAAUCGCUUAUGUUCACUCCCUCAAGGAGGAGGCGAUUCCGAUCCCGGAUCAGUCUGCCAUCACCAAGGAUAAUGUUAGCAUACUCAUUGAUGGAGUUUUGUACGUGAAGAUUGUUGACCCGUUACUUGCUUCCUAUGGAGUGGAGAACCCGAUCUUUGCGGUGAUCCAGCUCGCCCAAACAACUAUGAGGAGUGAACUUGGGAAGAUUACUCUUGAUAAGACAUUUGAAGAGAGGGACGCUCUUAAUGAAAACAUUGUGAGGGCAAUUAAUGAGGCAGCUACUGAUUGGGGCUUGAAGUGCUUACGUUAUGAAAUAAGGGAUAUAUCUCCACCUGCUGGAGUGAAAGCGGCUAUGGAGAUGCAAGCUGAGGCAGAGCGAAGAAAGCGUGCUCAAGUACUGGAGUCUGAAGGAGAGAGACAAUCAAAUAUAAAUAUUGCUGAUGGGAGAAAAAGUUCUGUGAUCUUGGAGUCCGAAGCUGCUAUGAUGGAUCAGGUGAAUAGGGCUAAAGGUGAAGCUGAAGCUAUACUUGCUAAAUCUCGAGCAACUGCUGAAGGACUCAAGUUAUUGUCUGGGGCAAUUAAAGCAGAUGGAGGAUUUGAGGCUGCAAGCCUAAGAGUUGCCGAACAAUACAUCUCAGCAUUCUCCUCAAUAGCGAAGGAGGGAACAACCAUGCUGCUACCUACCGCAGCUGGCAAUCCUACUUCUAUGAUUGCUCAAGCUCUCUCCAUAUACAAAGGCCUUCAGGUUGGCAGCCCUAACGGUCGGAUUCCAUUUGUGCAAGAUGGAAGCGUUGGGGAAAGCAAGGACCAAGAUCUGGAAGGUACAGAAGCCACCCACACAACUCCUUGGACUUCAUCCAUCCCCAGAGCUUCAACUCCCACUGCAGAUACCAGUGAAAGGGGAUUUUCUCUUGCAAAACCUCUUAAAGAGGACCACUGGUCUUAAAACUUUUUUGGCUCCUUUGACUUUCGAACUCCAAAUACAGAAGUUGAAUUCCCCCAUAUUUCUUUUUUCCUAAAGUAAGAAGGGAUGAGAAUUAUAAAUUUUUUUCUCCAUGGUGAUAAGACUUGGAGAGUUUCUUUGUAGAAAAAUUAUCACAUAAAAUUGUUCGUCAGCAUUUCAAUUUCAA